AUGGAGGUGGGGAAGGAGACGUGGACCCUGCGACGAUCUGCUCCGGUCCAGUCUACCCCAGGCGCCCCUGGCCCUGAGGCGACUGGACGGGACCCGGAAGCGGAGAGGCGCUUCAAGCUGUCACACUCCAUCGAUGGGAGCCAGUUCGCCCAGGCCCCGGCGGCCACAUCCACUGAGGAGGAGCGGACCUUUGCGGAUGAGGUCCCAUCAGUCUGCCGGGUCCACAUCCGGCAGGAGAUUUUGUCGGCAGACCACGAGGACGACGCGGCGGAGACCGUGGGUCGCGGGAUAUUGUGGAGGGAGAAGACAAGCCUAGGCCACUACCUUGCUCAUGCCAACGAUCCGCCCCCAGAGGGGGACUCAGCGGACCAGGACGACUCCUACCAGGUGAUCAGUUCGAACAGUGUACGGGGCCCGGAGAAGCAGUUUCGUGUCCAUCUCCUCACUGUGGAGGGAUUUUGCUUGGGCUGCGGUUGGCGCCCCAGGAGCACACAGAUGACAGUGCUGACACCCGGGGAGUACUGGGCCAACCCGACGGGCUACGGCAAGUGCGCACGGUGUUUUGCCAAAGGUGACCUCCCCAAAUCAUGGUUUGUGAGCCGUCUUGGCACAGUGGAGGGGAAGGACAUCCCUGAUCUUGAGGUUGACACGGAAAGCUCGGCCACGUCGGGCUCCGAGACGGAUGACUCCGUGGACACCCAGUCGGUGCUCCCAGCACCGGAGGCUCUCCAACCACAUCUGGAUUUCUUGACGAAACCGCUUGCUCUUAUCUUGGUCGCCAAACAGAUCCCCUGGGUGGUUCAGGCAAAAUUGGCCCAGGAGGGCUACGUGACGGUGGAGGACCUAGGGGACCGGUGGAACACCCCGGAGGACGCACGGGCCCAAGGACCCCGCGAUUUGGAGUUUACUGCCAUGCGCCUGCUACAGGCGGUUAGAGCGGCCAAGUCACUGGCCCAGACACAGCUUCAUGUCGGCCGCACCACGGCCACGGAACCCCCGGGCACGGCCAAGGGCCCCCUGGACAGUCUCUGCGACCGGCGGGUCUUGGAGACCGCCUAUGCUGAGGCCUACAGCUGCCUGAAACCCCGCCUGGAGUCCCAGGGUAGUGAUGCAUACCUGAAACGGCAGUUCAAGCGCAUUGCGGCCGGGGAGCUUGGCUACAUCCAGGCCAAGCACAUUGUCGGGGCCCUUCCGGAGGACGGGGAACGCCCCGUCAAGACCACACGAAAGGUGUCGGUGGAUGGCUGGGACCGGGCAGACGAGGAAGAGACCCGACCGGACCCUCGGAACCGAAGACAGUUGGAACGAACGCACACGGUGUUCCGGACCACUUUGUUGAUGUGCAUCGCAGGCCAGCCACAGUUCGCCCACCUGCGACUUUCCAAGGAGACCCCGGAUGAAUGGUAUGAGUGGUUCUAUGGGGAGGACAUCGCGGGUCGCCGACCUCCCCCUUCAGAGCGGGUGCUCCAGUUCGCUGAGCGCAACGCAUGGCGCAAGAUUCAUGACCUGGUCCACUCAGGUACACCACUCACUGAGGCCCUUUCCAAGCUCCGUCAUGACCACCUCUUUUGGCAGAGGGAGGGGCUGGGCAAGACCAGAGGAAAGCCCUGGACCCAGGUCUGGCAGACCCAAUGGGACAAGCCAGCGAAGGGCGGCAAAGACCGAGGCCGCAAGACCAGCCCUGAAGGGGGGAAAAGGCAAAACCCAGAAGGGCGUGCCCGUGGCCCUGCUCCACCUGCGUCCUCUGAGGUACCGCAAGUGGACCCCCACUCGGAGGCGAGGAAUGGUCCAGGUGCCUUGGGCCCUGUACCCCCUACACCACCUCCCAGUGAACCAAAGCCUCGACCCGCCGCUGGGGGUCCGAGCCGACCACAGCGAGACCACCAGACGAAGGCCACCUCUAUGCCCACUGGCGAGCGGGUCCCACUUCCACCAGAGGCCAAACCAACCAUUCUUCUACUCUAUGCCGGAAAGGAUGAUGCGGGCUCUUUGGACUCCUACCUCCAUGCCACAUGCCCUGACCUCUCGUCCCUGGUAUGGGCGAUCGACAUUCGACGCGACAAGGGGCCGGUGAGGGGGCGCAGUGAGACGGACGAUGACAGCAUGCUGGUGCUCCUCCAGAUGUACCUAACCUCACUGGCAUACCAAGGCUUGGCCCAGUGCCACCCGCCGCGGGGACCCCAUGGAGGUCAGCGCCAGCCCCCAGGCACACAAGUGCUCAUCCCUGUGGGUGACCCGAGCUUACAUCAAGUGGGCAAACCAGUUGCACCACCACCGCAUUAA
Molecule: messenger RNA, 2283 nt
Organism: Durusdinium trenchii
Lineage: Eukaryota; Dinophyceae; Suessiales; Symbiodiniaceae
Source: the annotation of a GenBank genome assembly